CCUUGAUAAACCGGGCUAAGCCGUCUGAAACCCGACCCGGGUAGUUCUAACUUUUUGACCCUAAAACGAAAGACCCUUCUCUAGCACGUCGGGGUUCGUUCAAAGAUCAAGAUCUGCAGACAUGGCGGACGAAGCAACCAGAGCUGCUUUUAUGGAGAUUCAAGCUAGCAUGAUUGAACUCACUGGGAAGCUCAAACAGGUGCAGAAUCAGAUGCGCAACAAAGAGGGAGAUAGAAAGCGAGCUUUCUUAACCUUGGAGGAGCUGAGGCCAUUGCCUGAAGAGACAAACACCUACAAGUCAAUAGGAAGAACGUUUGUUCUAGAGCCCAAGACAGUGCUGGAGGGUGAACAAGAGCAAAAACUCAAGGACAGUGAAGCUGCCGUUGCUUCUCUACAGACAUCCAAGGAAUACUUGGAGAAGCAGGUAGCAGAGGUUGAGAACAACUUGAGGGAGCUGUUGCAGCAAGAACCGGGCAUUGCUCAACAGAUUAUGUCCAUGUCUAUGUAACUUUUGUAUUAUCCCAAACCUUUGAGUUUGGAGAGCUUUUGGGAUUGAAACCAUAACAUGUUCUAGUUAAAAGUUGUAACAUUCAAAAGUUUUUGUUCGAUCAGUAUUGUUUUAAAGCCUCUGGUCUAUGAUAUUGCAAAAAACUGAGAUUUCUUAUGCGACAACAAAUGCAUGAUCUAUCUAACUCGAAAACAAAAAUUUUAACAAGGAUGAGGUCUCUCUAUGAUUCUUCGGAGAGAAAACUCAAUCCUUGUUCCACCGUUCGGUAUGCUUACCGGCUUUCGUUGUCCGGAUGAGA
Messenger RNA from Arabidopsis thaliana (thale cress), 806 nucleotides. It is a transcript of the gene PFD1, whose product is annotated as PREFOLDIN 1. Gene Ontology annotation, biological process: response to cold; protein folding. The record is from RefSeq and is marked reviewed. The coding region runs from base 122 to 508 and encodes 128 amino acids. The transcript has 6 exons. Gene Ontology annotation, cellular component: prefoldin complex; cytoplasm; nucleus. NCBI's taxonomy places the organism in Eukaryota, Viridiplantae, Streptophyta, Magnoliopsida, Brassicales, Brassicaceae.